AUGGCUCCGGAUGCAAAAGAUUGCGAAUCAGUUAGAUUGAACGUAGAGGAAGUUCCUGUGCAUCAUGGUAGGAGGAUCCUGCCAGGUGAACCUAAACCAGCUGUAGCCUGGACGGAAAACGAGGAUGAUAAGCAGAGUGAUAAUACUAACAGUCCAGGAGAGAACAGAAGACUUUUGCCUAGUCAACCACCGCCUAAACAUAAAUCUCGUCUUCAAGCAGGUCUGACUCUAGGAGUCCAUCCUUCGGGCAAAUACAUUAAGUGUCCACAAGUUCAAGAGAAGAAAAAGGCAAUAUCUAAAUUCGAGAAAAGAAAACAAAAGCUUAUAACCUCACUGAAACCGCCGUACUUUAUUUUAUUUGUGAUUGUUUUAAUAGUAGUUGUGCAUGUAUGUGACACUGAGCGUGUUCGAUCUACGCUAGAGUGGUCCCCAGCGGCAUGGUUGCAGGAGCCAUGGAGAGUAUUCACCUAUGGGCUUGUCCACGCCAAUGUACCACAUCUAACUCUGAAUGCAAUCGUUGCUUUAGCUGUUGGUUGGCCUUUAGAAAGUGAGCAGAGAUGGUGGCGGGUGCUUUUCGUGUGGUGCGGUGGCCUAGUGGCCGGCGCACUCGGUGCGGGUAUAAUGCAACCAAACGUACGUGUCGUCGGCGCAUCCGCAGCGGUUUAUGCUCUUCUUACUUCGCAUUUAGCAAAUGUUUGCUUUAGAUACGGACACGUCCCCCUCUGGUGGUUUCGACCUCUAAGUGUUGUCGUGCUGGGCACCUCUGAGCUAUGCUGGGCGCUUAUACGGGAGGCACCUAUGGAAGAGGUCCAAGCUGCGGCUCCUGCAGCCACGACUCAGGAAUACGUUGCUUGGUCUGCUCAUAUACUGGGUGCGGCUGUUGGAGUUCCACUAGCUUUCUUAGUCUUUACUGGUGAAAACUACAACAAAUCAUUCGUGGUCGCAUGUCGCACGAUAUCAGGCUUACUUCUCAUCGUUGCCAUCGUGCUAACCACUCUCCACUACACCCAAUACUCUGAAGAAGAAGAACAUAUCCCCUGGUACAUGAGAAGUAACCAGACUUGA
Molecule: messenger RNA, 1065 nt
Organism: Arctia plantaginis
Lineage: Eukaryota; Metazoa; Arthropoda; Insecta; Lepidoptera; Erebidae
Source: the annotation of a GenBank genome assembly